GGCUGCCAGACCAGUUCUGGCCCCCAUCCCUCUGGCUAUUGAGCCAUUCAUGAGGAGACGAUCGUCGAUGCCUCAGGGCUUCCCAAGAAAGAUCCAAUCAGAGACCAUGAUAAACGACCAUUUCUCCCAGCAGGCCAAUAGAGUUCGGACGUCACAACGGCCAGAACACGGAUUAUGGUUUUCCGAAUGAGCAGCACCAUUUUCGUCGACACGCGACUAACUUCACAGUCGACCCCGCUCGUACAUGCUGCGACUUUCCCCUCUGAUCAUGGUCGACAGGCCGGCUUUCCUGGGUCUCCUCAGGAGUGGCAGAAACGAAUGGCUCGGUGACACGAGAGACCUUAGCUUCGCCUUACCCCUCCUGCACAAUGAACCCUGUCGCCCAUAAUAAGGGGGAUUUUUCGUCAAGAUGAUACUCCAGCCUCACCUUGACACUCUCAAAACUUGGUCACCAAACACCAAAGACAGACAGACGCCAUCAUGGGUUCGAUUGGGAACACACAAGAUGUAUAUGACUACAUCAUCUGUGGUGGAGGAACCUCUGGUUGUGUAGUCGCAGGUCGCCUUGCUGAGAAUCCUGAUAUCAAAAUCCUUGUCAUCGAAGCCGGACAACACAAUCGGGACCUGGAAAAUGUACACAUGGCCGGAGGAUGGUCGAACAACUUCGACUCAGAGACCGACUGGAACAUAAUCACGAAGCCAAUGCCCGGAGUUGACAAUCGCCAGGUGAAACUCAGUCGUGGUCGGUUUCUCGGCGGUUGUAGUGGAUGCAAUGGCACACUGUGCAUACGAGGUGCCAAACAGGACUACGAUGACUGGGGACUGGAAGGUUGGAGUGGCGAGGAGUUCUUUGCUGCCAUGAGAAAGGCGGAAACCUUCCACACCAAGCCCUGGUUCAAAGCGGACGAGAAGAGCCACGGGUAUUCCGGCCCUCUGCACACCGAACCCCAUGACCUCGCCCCUAUUGCCAAUCUCCUCUUGGACUCCUUCGUUUCACAGGGUCUGCCUCUACACCACGACAUGUUCAGCACCGGCGACAUACCCCAUGGAUGCGGCCACGUGCCUCGGACGGUCUACAAGGGCAUUCGGUCCACUGCGGCGGACUACAUCACUAAGGAAUACCACCGCAAUAAUGUGACCAUCCAGACAGACACCACCGUCGACCGCGUCGUGCUCGAACAGGGUCCCGAUGGGCUCCGAGCAACCAGUGUCAUCACCCAGCUGGCAGAUGGGACACCACGCACAUUCCACGCGCGAAAGGAAAUCAUUGUCUCCGGAGGAGCAUACUGCAGUCCUGCCAUCCUGAUGCGCUCAGGAAUCGGAGCCCGCGAGGAGUUGGAGCAGCACGGCAUCCCCUGCCAAGUUGAUCUCCCCGGCGUGGGCAAGAACCUCAUGGACCACCUGAUCGUCUUCAUGUUCUACGAAACCGAAAAAGAAGGCCUCACGAACGACUUCCACGUCUACCACGACAACAACCUCGCCAAAACCUACCAGCAGUGGAAAGAGCACAAGUCCGGCUUCCUCUCCACCUUCCCCUUCGGCUCCUUCGCUUUCGCCCGCAUCGACGACCGUCUAAAGGACGAGCCCCUCUGGCGCGACGCCCCCCGCCAACCCGGCCGUGAUCCCAUGGGCCUCACCCCCAAGCAACCCAACAUUGAGUUCUUCACGACGGAAUGCUACGGCGGCCCUAAGCAGUACAACCAGUUCCCCAUCGACCACAAACACGCCUUUUCCAUGAUUGCCGAGCUCUUUGCGCCCAAGUCCCGCGGUACCGUGACGCUCAAGUCCAAGGAUGCAAAGGAGAACCCGGUCGUCGACUGCAACUAUCUCUCUGACCCAUUGGAUAUGCUCGUGUUGACCGAGGCGUGUCGCUUCGGCAACGAGAUUGUGAUGAACGGUGCGGGAACGAAGGAUAUCGUCAAGGGGUCGUGGCCGCCGAAUCUCAAGCAUCAUACGUACAAGACGAGAGAGGAGUGGAUUCCGUAUGUCAAGGAGCAUGCGACGACUUGCUAUCACGCUUCCGGCACAUGCGCAAUGGGCAAAGACGACAAUCUGAUGGCUGUGCUGGAUAACAAGCUACGGGUGAAGAGUGUUGCUGGUCUUCGGGUGGCGGAUUGCAGCGUUAUGCCUACGUUGCAUGGGGGACAUACCCAGAUGCCUGCGUAUGGCAUUGGGGAGAGGUGUGCUGACUUUAUCAAGGAGACUUGGUAG
Molecule: messenger RNA, 2211 nt
Organism: Aspergillus novofumigatus IBT 16806
Lineage: Eukaryota; Fungi; Ascomycota; Eurotiomycetes; Eurotiales; Aspergillaceae
Product: GMC family oxidoreductase
Exons: 6
Coding region: 481-2211 (576 amino acids)
Molecular function (GO): flavin adenine dinucleotide binding; oxidoreductase activity, acting on CH-OH group of donors
Source: RefSeq, a predicted model, not a curated record